UCGAUCUUAGUUAAAAGCUUGGACUUAGCUUAGAACUUAGCAGAACUUAGUUAGCUUCGAGCCCCAAAAUUAUUUUAAAUGUAUUCAAACAUGUAGAUGUCAUAGUAACCGUACUGCAUAGUUAAAAUUAAUAGUGGGCCACUUUCUAUGAUUGAUGAUUAAUAAUUCCGACGAUGCAAACGAAAAAAAUAUAAAAUUCUACUUGUACGCUAUGGUAGGGAUGUUCAAAAUUAGGGUAAGCUUUCUGGAAUGAGAAUAAUACUGUAAUACGGUUCGGUUAAAAUAGAUGGAGAAGAGGAAGGAGGCGGAUGGAAACGAUGAUUAUGGAGGAUACAUCACUCAGCAGCAAUUUUGGAUGCGACCUUUAGUGAUGCAAGCUUUUCGUAUCGCUAGUCAGGAUGGAACGGAUAACUGGAAACUGUCACUGUACGAAAACUUUCAAAAAAGUUUAAAGGCCACGUGCCUAUCAGGUUCAAAGGUUACUGUAGGAGUAACCGGAAGCCAAAAUCACCCAACGAUUUCCCUUCAGUGGACUACGAAACUGCGCAGCGACGCCCCUGCAGUUGCGCAACUUGGGAAUCACCGCGCGAAUAUUACCAUGUUCCUUUUCCAACGGAUUUUCGAUGGCUGAAUCAAGAGUUCUAAUCUCCAAAUGCUAUCGUUUAAUGAUUCGCUUUCUAAGGGCAUACGAUCUUUACGAUCCGGAGAGCAAACUAAAUCCGUUUGAUCAAGGCGCUUGGGACAAAAUGAUUUGGCAAUACUGGACGUACAUCCAAUUCAGCACCGCAAAGGAGCAAACGAACUCUGCUUGUUUUGAUUCAAUUUACACAAACGCUUCAUUGCCACCUGUGCCGUUGUUUUUUUCUAAUGACACCGUUCUGAUCUCUUCGUUCCAGAACGGCAACCAUGAGUCGGAAGAUAGUAUUCCCGGGCCAAACCGAAAUGUGGCCAGAGAUUUAAUCAUGAAAUACUUCGUCCGUAAUCCACCGGUUUUAAAAUCAGUCCUUGAUAAAAAUUCAGCUGACCGAGAAAAAAACUAUUUUAAAGAACUCCACAAAGCACGAAUGCAACCUGGUCUCCAUUCGCAAAGCCUCCACGAGAUUUGUGUUAAAGACACAGGACUUCCCGAUUUAUACGCCUGUAUUCGAGAACGAGUAACCGCAAGUUGCUUACAACAGACUGAGCAGCGCCUUCAUGAGAUUAAUACCCAAACAUUCAAGCUAAAACAAAGGGGUUGUGAUAAUUAUCCCCAUUCGAAUGAGAAAACCAACAAUACUCAAUCCAGUGCGCCCGCAGUGCAUGCAAAACCAAAAUCUGCGCCUCUGUUAGCCCAGACCAAUCCCUUGAGCACUAAUUCUGCCGUCAGUGUGCAGAAAACACCGGCCGCAAAAUCCAUCAUAGAAAACGAGACAAAACAAGCUACCGACGAAAAUUAUUCCGAAAGCGCCCAAGAGGACAUGGACCCGGAACUGGAUGAAGAUUUUGGUACAGAAAGCAGCGAUCCAAAAUCUUUUCCAUGGAAUACGAAAACAGCCCGCGUAGCAAAUGCAAAAACUGGCACUGCUGCGAAGGGGAAAAAGUCGGUCGUGACGCAACAGUUGGACAAAGCUUCCCAAAAAGAAAACACCAAGCAAACCCCUGUAAAAUCUCCGAACAUCGUCCUAACUCCGGUGCCGACACCAGCAUUAGCUACGCGCAAAGAAGCGUUGCAAGUUGAAGAACGUUGUCAUGAUACUCUGUCGGGAUUUUCCAUGCUGAAUUUUUUAUCAAUGGCACUAUUACAUGCAGCAGCCGGGAUGAGUCAACUGGACGUGUACAAGAAUGCCGCGAGUUUUGAUUCCUUGUGUUCACGGUCUGUACGAUUUGGCGGGGAAUUCGUUAUUGCGGGCUAUAUACGUUAUGCCUCCGGAAAACAUGUCCUUUAAAGACUGGUACAAACUUGAACUACAGAUGGCGCUUUACAAGAUUAUUGACGCUGUACCGCUGGUUGGAGGUUCACAAAGUCUGCAUGAAACAAUGAGUGAAUGGUCAAAAUGUGGGACCUUUCGCGCACGGGUAGAAUCUAUCCGCGUUGCGCUGGAAGCCAUUGUGACAACAUUAAGGAGCAGCAAAAUCGAUUUUCGAUUAGGUGUUCAUUUUGUGCUUAAGCAUUGCCGUAAAUCCGACAGCCAGGAUGUUGUAUGCAAGAAAGCCCCUUCUGAAAGUUUAGAUGACUUGCUAAAGUCCUUUCCGGAAGUAGAAAUAUUAAUUGAUCCGUGGAGUUUCCAGACAGACGAUGUUGAAACCUGCGAGCUGCUUGGUGUACUGGUCAAAGACAAUAUCAACGUAUCUCGUCAAGUUUUUCGAAGUUCCCAGGACAGGGGUGAUGUAACCCGUUCUAUGGGGCGCCACGUUGAUGUUGGUCCGAAAACGUUAGUCAGUCAAAUUUUUGCACAAAUCAGGGAAGCCAAAGAUCACGCGAAUGCAAUCCUUGUGAGCUUUACCAACAGCCUUCAAUGGGAAACCAACGCGGAGCUUUUCCAUUAUGAAUUAGCAUUUGGGUUGCAACUUGAUAAUUUUGUUGCUUCCGGAUUUCAUACCGUGCAUCAGCGUAUAUUGCUGGAAAAGAUUAUUAAAUGCGAAGAAGCCUGCAAUUUAUAAAUCACAAAGAAAUCACGAGCCCAAAUUUAUCAUCAGUACUCGUAGGCUAAGAAGGUGCAUUAUGGUAUAGCAAAAACACACACUUUUAUAUUGAAGAAUUCCCCGCAGGCCGCAGUUAUAGUAAACCGAAAGUAUUUGUACAAUAAUCUAUAAAACCCAACUAUCAAAAGGCCCAUAUCCGCUUUCCAUCCAAUUUUCAACGCGGUCCAAAUAACACCGACCAUCUUUAUUAUGAAUGAUGGCUACAUUGCAAUCGGGAUACAACAGACAUAGGGUCUUGCAUAUGUCGGCGUUCGCACGCCCUUCCACAAGGUUCCAAUCGUCGCACGGUAUACCCGUCUCGCAGCUCGGACCGCGCUUUCCCGGAUGCGAAUUUGGUUGAUGCUGGAAACUCCGAAAAGGUCGAUCCGUUAGCAACUUCCAGUCACUGGACUGUACCACUUCAUAACUGCCGUAACCUUUGAAGCAACAUUUUGUCGGUGUGUCCGUUAAAGCAUACGCCACUAGUCGGCAAUUUAAAGUGUUCAAACAGUUCAUCCAACAGGCAGACUCAUUUAUGUUGGCAUCAUCUGCGCAUCCCAGAUCGUUUCCUUUGAAGUACCAACCGGAUAUUUCGAUUAGACGCGUGCCACUCGCAUCUCUGGAUAUCAUAAUACUUGCAGAAUAUGCGUUUUAUAGUACAUACAAUCAACUGCUGGACUG
This is a messenger RNA of Paramacrobiotus metropolitanus, 3342 nucleotides long. RefSeq lists its product as uncharacterized. The transcript has 12 exons. Lineage: Eukaryota; Metazoa; Tardigrada; Eutardigrada; Parachela; Macrobiotidae. Bases 1822 to 2640 code for a protein of 272 amino acids. The record is from RefSeq and is a predicted model, not a curated record.